This is a messenger RNA of Drosophila kikkawai, 1290 nucleotides long. RefSeq names its product Tetraspanin 47F (gene Tsp47F). The record is from RefSeq and is a predicted model, not a curated record. NCBI's taxonomy places the organism in Eukaryota, Metazoa, Arthropoda, Insecta, Diptera, Drosophilidae. Gene Ontology annotation, cellular component: plasma membrane.
UCCGUUCGGUCACUCGCGAUCUGGAGAGCUCCUCUCCAUCUACCUGAGAAAAAAGUUCUAAUUUUAGAAUAAACUCAAAUUAAAUUUAAAACUUUAAUUGGGGUCAAGGAGAGUGAAAAAUCAAAAUGCGUAAUUGCGGGCCGAGUUUAAUAAAAUAUGUAUUAUUUGCCUUUAAUGUUUUAUUUGCGAUCUCCGGCCUGGGUAUUCUUAUAGCCGGCGCUGUUGUCCUGGCCGAUGUCAAUGAAUUCAAUCAUUUUGUGGAAGGACGUGUCUUGGCUCCUCCUAUAGUCCUUAUAGUGACGGGUCUUAUUAUAUUCCUGAUCGCUUCCUUGGGUUGCUUUGGUGCCAUCAAGGAGUCGCCAACGCUACUGCUGACGUUCGCCGUCCUCCUGGCCGUCAUCUUUAUUGUGGAACUAGCAGUGGGCAUUGCAGCCAGCGUUUUCAAGAAGGACCUCGAGAUGAUGGUUAAGAACUCCCUCCAGGAGUCCAUCAAGCGUUCCAACAGCGAGGACACAAUGGCCUGGGACAACAUCCAACAGAAGCUAAUGUGCUGCGGCGUGGACUCUCCUGCGGAUUGGAGGACACUGAGUGCGAAUAAAACCCUGCCGGCCAGCUGUUGUCAGCCGCAGUAUAUCGACACCACUGUGGGCCACUGCACCGACUCACCGGCUCUGGGCAGGGACAAGUUCUUCCAGGAUGGCUGUGUGGGCAAGCUGAAGGCUCGAAUUGACAAGAAUGCGGUUAUUUUGAUAGGCGUGGGCAUAGGCAUAGCCUUUAUCCAGAUAUUGGGCAUAGUGCUGGCCUGCUAUCUGGCCAGUUCCAUACGCCAGGAGAGGGCCAAGUAGAGGCGAUAGAAGGGGAUCCCCUCCACCUUUUAAUUGAUUUUUGAACUUAAUGUAGUUGUCUUUGUUUAACGAUUGCUCAAUUUACAAAAACACUUGAGAAACUUUUUAAAUUAAAGAAAAAGUAUACGAAAAGAAAACGCAACAAUCAAUAUCAAAUUUAAUUUCAAGGCAUUACUUUUUCAUUUUUUUACUUAUCAUGUCUUGAUCUUCCCAAAGCUAAUUUAGAAAAUUGUUUCUGAAUAUAAUUAAUAACUUCUAAAUAUAUUGAAAUAUUUAUUAUUCAAUCUAUUUUGUUAAACAAAAAAAAUGAAAGUAGACCAAAAACCUAGAACAUGAUUUUCCUGAACCUUGAUCAUAAAUAGUUUAAACCCUUCUAAAGUUAAUUUUCAACUGAAAAAAAUCAUAUAAAAUAUUUUUAGCUAUUUUAAUUUGAGUUUACAAUUCU